AUGGCCGGCGCCGAGAGCGGCGGCAGCGACCUGGUGCUGCUGGACGUGUUCGGCAGCCCGUACGCGCAGCGCGUGCGCAUCGCGCUGGCCGAGAAGGGCCUGGCGUACGAGCGCGCGGAGGAGGACCUCGCGGCCAAGAGCGACCUCCUGCGGCGCUCCAACCCGGCGCACAGCGGCAAGGUGCCGGUGCUCCUCCACGCGGGUCGCCCCGUCUGCGAGUCCCUCGUCAUCCUCGAGUACAUCGACGAGGCCUUCCCGGCGACGCCGCCGCUCCUGCCAGCCGACCCCUACGCGCGCGCGGGGGGCGCGGUUCUGGGCGGACGGCUGUGGCUGAGGCGCGACGACGGCAAGGAGGAGGCGGAGCCGGAGCCGGAGGCGCGGGCGGAGCUGCUGGCCGUGCUCCGGGCGCUGGACGCCGAGCUCGGUGGCCGGGAGUUCUUUGGCGGGGAGGCGUUCGGGUUCGUCGACGUCGCGGCCGCGCCGUUCGCCGCGUGGUUCCUCACGUACGAGCGCCACGGCCGGUUCGCCGUGGCGGAGGAGUGCCCGGGGCUCGCGGCGUGGGCGGCGCGGUGCGCGCGCCGGGACAGCGUGGCGACCAACGUGUACCCGCCCGAGAAGGUGUACCAGCUCGUCCUGGAGUACAGGCAGUGGGUGCUCGGCCCAAAAUGA
Molecule: messenger RNA, 669 nt
Organism: Miscanthus lutarioriparius
Lineage: Eukaryota; Viridiplantae; Streptophyta; Magnoliopsida; Poales; Poaceae
Source: the annotation of a GenBank genome assembly